This is a messenger RNA of Pseudophryne corroboree (corroboree frog), 1761 nucleotides long. It is a transcript of the gene INSM2, whose product is annotated as INSM transcriptional repressor 2. The transcript has a single exon. Gene Ontology annotation, cellular component: transcription repressor complex; nucleus. Gene Ontology annotation, biological process: regulation of cell cycle process; neuron differentiation; negative regulation of transcription by RNA polymerase II. Lineage: Eukaryota; Metazoa; Chordata; Amphibia; Anura; Myobatrachidae. The coding region runs from base 68 to 1465 and encodes 465 amino acids. The record is from RefSeq and is a predicted model, not a curated record. Gene Ontology annotation, molecular function: DNA-binding transcription repressor activity, RNA polymerase II-specific; RNA polymerase II cis-regulatory region sequence-specific DNA binding.
CCAGUCUAGUCGCACCGUGUCUAAUGCACUUGUGCUCAGCUCCUGUCUGUAUCCUGCAGUCUGCAUAAUGCCGAGGGGAUUUCUUGUAAAGAGAAACAGGAGACCUUGUGGAUCGUAUCGCAUUCCUUUUGAGGACAAUGGACCUCUCCAAUCUCUGGCCACGCCAUCGGUUUUGGAUGCACUGAUACCUUAUACCCCUAUCAUGCUCCCUAGCUCAGAGCCUACAGCUGGCAUUGCGGAGAAAGCAAAGCAACCGCAAACUAUGCAUGAAGAUUUGCGAGCGACGAAUGACGUUUCCCCUGUGAAAGCCAGUGGGGGACUAGAGCAACUGGAGCACUGGGAUCUGUUGCCUCCCAGCCCGGUGCAGUCUGUAGGUUUGGAAAUGAAGAAAACUUUUUUCAAGAGAUAUCUCAGCUCACCGGCUGCCGCAGAGUCCUUCCCAGUGGCUGCAUCCUUUACACCUAUGGAGAAGCUUCUGUCUCAUCACAACCAUUUCCUGACACCUGAAACACAGCUACAUGCAAACCUGUCUUCUUGGGACACUCCAAGACCUAAUAAAGUCACCAGUAAGAAACAUAAAGCAAGUAGGAAGCUGCACUUUGCGGAUGAUGUGACCACAUCUCCUGUGUUGGGACUAAAGAUCAAGGCAGAGGAACCAGAAGCUAAAUCUCGCAGCCCUCUGGUUAAGCGCCCCCCACUAGGGGAGUUCAUCUGCCAGCUCUGUAAAGAGCAGUACGCUGACCCUUUUGCAUUAGCACAGCACAAGUGCUCCAGGAUUGUCCGUGUGGAGUACAGAUGCCCAGAGUGUGAGAAGAUAUUCAGCUGUCCGGCAAACCUAGCUUCACAUAGAAGGUGGCAUAAACCCCGGACAUUAGUAAGUGAUGGGCUAUUGGGGAAAAAGAGUCAGAUCCCAGGGGAGGGUAAAGAGAACAGCAGUGGUCUGAGCUUGUUGGAGAAGAGCGCACGCUUUCAGCACCAGCAGAGUGUGGACAGCUCCCAGCUUUCCGAUCAGCACCUUCGUCCUGUGAGCGGCUCCUUCCAGAGCAGGGAAGACAACGAGACUCCGGUCUCACAAAGCACCUCUGAAGAAGGGGACGAGGAAGCUUUUCACUGCCCGUACUGCUACAAGAGGUUCCGUAGGCAUGCGUAUCUACGCAAACACCUGCUCACUCACCAGCACUACAGUCCAUUAGAAAGGGGGCAGCUCACCUACCCAUGCACCCUUUGUGGAGUUCAUUUCCCUUCCAUGGACAUUAGAGACAAGCACAGACUGUGGCAUGCAGUAAGAGAAGAGCUUCUACUCCCCCUGGAAGAAGCUCUGGUGGCUGCUGAAGGAGGGCAACAAAUUUUCCCCUGUGAAUUGUGCCCUACUGCCUUCUUUAGCUCUCCCGGGCUCACCUUACACGUGAACAAGUGUCAUUCAUCUGAGAACAGACAAGAACCACCAGCCCAAAUCCCCCUCUGACCUGAUCGUUGAAGAUUUACAUUAGGUGGUAACCACAGAGUGCGUGCACUCCUGUUUAAAUAUAAAAUCAAAUUGUAUUUUUUCUCAUAGUUACCUAAUUAACGUUUUAAAUAGUUAUAACCUUUAAAUGUUUUAUCACCAGCCCUAGAGAUUUCCAAAGUAUACUCGUGGUAAUAUGCAGUUUUAAUUAUUUAAAUAUGUUUAUGUAUUAAAAUGAGUAUGUACAAAAUUUGUGUAAAACGUAUAAUAGCAAAGUAUUCCUAUCCAAAGUUCAAAUAUAUGUUUCUUAUUGAUCA